AUGUCUGACCUCCUGCCGCUGCGCGAUGACGGCUACGUGGAGCUCUUCAAGUUGCAGCGGCUAUUCGGCGCGACCUUCUCAGAUUGCCAUGAAGGUGCUGAGGCCGGAGAGGCUGUGGUGCAGCCUCUGGCUAUCGAGCAGGCUUGGUGUCGCGGCGCAGUCAAGGUCGCGCUGUUGCUACGACCCACCGACCCCGCAUUCCCGCUCGCUAGUCUAGGUGAAGACAGGGCUAUCCCCAUGACGCUCACGCUCCACCGAGAAUGGCCGUCAGACAGUUCAGCUCAAGAACAGGGGGAGGAGAAGCCGGCAUGCCCAUCCGAUCCCGGCGACAGUGCGCCUUCCGCUGAUACUGGAGAGGCAGCCUCCGCUCCCAUCAGCUGCUACAGCAUGAGUGGCGCGGCCGAUAUAGUCAUAGACAAUGCGAGCAUUAGCCACGAGCUCAAGCUGGUCAUAAAAAAGGUUAUGCUCACCUUCGUGUCCAAGUACCGUUCAUCACAGCGCUACGUGAUCUACGAGUGCCUGAAAUUCCUGGACCGAGAACUUGUGCGAAUAUUCGCGCUGUAUGGAUCGCAACAAAACAAAAAGGAGGUUAAAGAGCCAACAGCUGCCGCCUCUACAGCGCCCAGCUCUGACCCCGACACGUGGUCGCUGCAAGAGCAAAAGAGCCUGGAGUUUGCAUUGGCGAAGACAAAAUCUUUAGCGGAUCCGGUGAAGCGCUGGGCGGCUGUCGCAAGCGUAGUCAAAACUAAGACGGCGGAGGAGUGUCGGCGCAGGUUCCAGCGCUGUAGAGAGCUGCUGCUCAACAAGGCCACCGAGGAACAUAAAUCGCUGGUAACGAUGCCAAAGGACUUCGAGACGGUGCUCGCCAAAAGCGAUGAGCUGCGCCUGCUAGAGCUUGAGCUGGAAAAAGUCAGCGUAAUCAAUGUAGUGAGCUUCGUUGCCCAAUUGGCUUGUAGCCGAUGUGAAGCGCUAUUCGACGCCACAUUCACCAUGGGUGACAAGAAGACCGCUGUAGUGCAGCGCAGCUGCAGUAACUGCAGCAUGGCCCAACGCGGGGAAUUCCAACCGCAGAUAGCCUUUAACACACAACCAGUCAUCGGCAGAAUGAGCCUGGAGAACUGCGUUUUCAGAAUGUUAAAGUGGUCUUCCAACCUUGAUGUAUUCAUGAGAGUCAGGUUUGCGCAAAAGGUCGAGCUGCCGCGGCUGCUUCGCCAACCUAACGCUACAGUUCAACACCGUGGAGUUCGGACACGAGGCUCCGUCGCCACAGUGAGUUUGGACUCUGAAUGUCAUCAUGCUGCAAAGGGCGAUUGCCGUAAAGCCGAAGUUCGUGCCACCAAAGACGCCUCGGCCAAAGGCGCCGCAGGCGCGCGGCCUGAAGGUUGGAACGCCAUUGCCGGACAACGGGGCGUGCAAACACUACAGGAAGUCGUUUCGGUGGUUCAGGUUCCCGUGUUGCGGAAAGGUACGGAAGCGGGAAGCGCAGUCAUACGUAUGUUAACACGCACGCAGCUGUUCCCGUGUGACGCAUGCCACGACGAGGUCUCCGACCACCCCUACGAGCCCGCACACAUGAUCGUAUGCGGGCGCUGCUCGACGCAGCAGCCGGUGUCCAAUAGCAAGUGUCGCGGCUGCGACCGCGGGUUCACCGCCUCGAGCUCGGCGUACUGGGAGGGCGGAAAAGGCUGCAGGGACGCAGUCAAGCUAAGCCGCAAGGAUUCCAAGAAAUACGGGCUGAUGCGCCGACAGGCGAACGCCACGGCGCGCGACGCCGGCGAUCGGAAAAACUAG
Molecule: messenger RNA, 1791 nt
Organism: Babesia ovata
Lineage: Eukaryota; Apicomplexa; Aconoidasida; Piroplasmida; Babesiidae
Product: CHY zinc finger containing protein
Exons: 6
Coding region: 1-1791 (596 amino acids)
Molecular function (GO): zinc ion binding
Source: RefSeq, a predicted model, not a curated record